AGAUUUCCGGUCUUUGUGGCUCCCCGCUCUGGGUCGAAGCUUGUGCCCUGGCGGCUCCUGGGCUUCGCGAAUAACCUUAAGCUUUUUGACAGCUGAGCCUGAUCUUUUUUGCAUCUUUUGUGCCUAUAUCUGUCAUGUUUUUGAACUCAUGGAAAGAAGAGAUUACCCCCCAAAUCUCUCACACACAGAACCUGGUUGUACUGAGGUUCUUGCUAAGCUGUUUCAUUCCAGAAUGGCUGUGGAUUCCAGAGCAGUUUCAACUCAGAUACCUCAGGAUCAUCAGGAACAAGAAUUAAUACUAGUGAAAAUAGAAGAUAACUUUUCUUGGGGUCAGAAAUUUAAACAGAAUGGGAGUAUCCAAUCCUGCCAAGAAUUGUUUCGACAACAGUUCAGAAAGUUUUGUUACCAUGAGACACCUGGGCCCCGGGAAGCUCUGGGCCGACUCCAGGAGCUUUGCUAUCAGUGGCUAAUGCCAGAAUUGCACACAAAAGAGCAGAUCUUAGAACUUCUGGUGCUGGAGCAGUUUCUGAGCAUCCUACCUGAGGAGCUGCAAAUCUGGGUUCAGCAACAUAGUCCAAGAACUGGGGAGGAAGCUGUGACCCUGUUGGAAGAUUUGGAAAGAGAAUUUGAUGAUCCAGUGCAGCAGGUCCCAGCUAAUCCACAGGGACCAACAGUGCCAUGGAAGGAUUUGACAUGUCUAGCAGCAUCCCAAGAGUCAACAAACAUUCAGCUCCAACCUUUAAAGACACAACUGAAAUCUUGGAAACCCUGCCUUUCCCCUAAACGUGAUUGUGAGAACAAAGAAACAACAACACAGGACAUUUCAGGAGAAAAUUCACAGGGACUCUCUCAGGAACCUUCAUUUGGAGUGGUUAGUGAGCGUGAAAGCAAUUUAGACUGGCAACAAGGAAGUGCUAUGGGGCAGAAAUUAAGAAGAUCCUCUCCACACGGGAGUAGUUUUAGGCAGGUGAUUUUCACACACAAAUCUUUAGGAAAGAGAGACCAUCAUGAUGAGCCUCAAAGAUGCUUGAUUCUAAGUACAAACUCUAUAACAAGUCAGAAAGUUCCUUCAGAAGAGAGACCUUAUAGAUGUGAUGUGUGUGGGCACAGUUUUAAGCAGCAUUCAUCUCUAACACAACAUCAGAGAAUCCAUACUGGAGAAAAGCCCUAUAAAUGUAACCAGUGUGGGAAGGCCUUUAGUUUAAGGUCAUAUCUGAUUAUUCAUCAAAGAAUUCAUAGUGGUGAGAAAGCAUAUGAAUGUAGUGAAUGUGGAAAAGCCUUCAAUCAAAGCUCAGCCCUCAUUAGACACCGGAAAAUUCACACUGGUGAGAAAGCUUGUAAAUGUAAUGAGUGUGGUAAAGCCUUCAGUCAAAGUUCAUAUCUUAUUAUACAUCAAAGAAUUCACACUGGUGAGAAGCCGUAUGAGUGUAAUGAGUGUGGGAAAACCUUUAGCCAGAGCUCCAAGCUUAUUAGACAUCAGCGAAUUCAUACAGGAGAGAGACCCUAUGAGUGUAAUGAAUGUGGGAAAGCUUUCAGGCAGAGCUCAGAACUGAUUACCCACCAGAGAAUACAUAGUGGGGAGAAACCCUAUGAAUGUAAUGAAUGUGGAAAAGCCUUCAGUCUGAGCUCAAACCUCAUCAGACAUCAGCGAAUUCACAGUGGAGAGGAACCUUAUCAGUGUAAUGAAUGUGGCAAAACCUUCAAAAGGAGCUCAGCCCUUGUUCAGCAUCAGAAAAUCCAUUCUGGGGAUGAAGCUUAUAUAUGUAAUGAAUGUGGGAAGGCUUUCAGGCACAGAUCAGUCCUUAUUCGCCAUCAGAGAGUCCACACUGUAAAGUAACUUGUGAAUACAAUGAAUAUUAUAAAUGCUUCAGUAAGAUUUUUUAUCUUUGUUAGAAGUAUUUUUUCUUGGAGCAAAACUCCAUAAAGGUUAACUACUAGGUCUUGAGUCAUUCUAAGGCUUUAUGCAACACUACACAGUGCUAGUGCAAAUUGUUCCUUAAAAGCUUUUUCCUGUGACUAAUGAAAGCAGAGGAUGGAAGAAUUAUUACUUCCAGCUUUUUGCUUACUGUUAAAAAUACUCAGGAAAUAUGAAAAGCAGGAAUGUGACAUUGAAACCUCAUUUUCUAUGAGAAUGUCUUGAAAGGGGUUAGGGACCCAGGCUCAGUCACUGCAUCUGAUUGUCACUGUGCCCCUACUUUGGGAGAGAGUGGACAGUAUAAGGGACUGUUUGUCUCAGGAAAUCAAAAUUUUUUAUUAAAUCAGAACUGACAGCAGAAAAAAAAAAGUAGGGAAAGUUUUAUCAGUGUUGAGUCCAGGGCAGGUCAGAAAUUAGAUAUGCAUGAGAAGAAAUAAUACAAAUUAAUCUAUCCAACAAUUUAUUUUGUUUUUGCGAAUUUUCUUUGCACUUGAGACUUGAGAUGCAAUGGAAGAUCAGGCAUAAUCUCUUGUCAUGUAAUAGGCAAGGCAGUCAAUCAUGUAGUAGCACCAUGGUGUGGUCAGUGCUAUGUGGCUCAAGGAGCUCUCAACUUUGAGUAAGGGAAUAGGGGAAAUGACAUGAAAGAUGAAAGGACUUAGCCAGGGGGGAGUGUUCAUAGUAAAAGGAGCAACAGAUAAAGGCCAAUGAAGCAUUUUCUGUUGAGCUCUUUUGAAGUGGAGUCAUAUCCAUAAGAAGUGUGGGUAGAACCAGUCUCUGAAGCACAGUGCCUAAUGCAAUAUAUGAGCCAAUCGAGAAAUUUCUGUUUAAAAAGGAAAAAUCCUAGAAUACUUGGACAACAGAAGAGUGAGUAGCUUUGUCUUGGUUGAUAUGACCCAAGAGAAAGGGCUAAUAUGUGGUUUCCUUGCCCAACCUACAGGCUAGGGUAGAAUUUCUAUGGAGGAAGUGGAGGUUAAGAAAGAGCCUUGGUAAAUGUUAAGAUUCUGACUCCUUCUCCUAGGUAUGAGGACACCUUUGUUACAGUAUUGGAAUUGUUGUCAGGUUAAUCCCCAAGUCCCUGAGUUGGAAUCUGCCAAAUCCUUCAUUUUCAAAGCUUUGUCCUUAUAGUUCUAGUAUAUUUCCUUGGACUCGGGUGCUCAAAAAAUAUGUCAGUUGCUGGGUCUGUGACUUACUAUCCAGACACCUCAUGUGUGAUAUUUCAUAGCUUUUGCAAAGGGAAAUGACAACAAGUAACAACUGUGAUCAGUUAAGACUUCCCCUCUUCUGAGGAACCUAGCACAAAGAAGCUGGUAUUUACUAUAAAGUGGAAAGUUGUACAGGUUAAUCAGCAACAUAAGUGUGGUUUCUGCCCACACUUCUUAUAGAUAUGACUCCAUUCAAAAGACCUAACAGGAUAAAGGAACAACAUACCAAAAACAGAUGUGUGUGGAAAUCCUCUAGAAUCUUGUGACUAGAAAAAGAAUUCUAAUGAGAAGCAAAGAGAAUUAAUGCUCCUAUUGGAAUAUAAGUAGGCAUGUGAUAACUAGUAAGAAUGACAGCACACCUAACGUCCAUUUUUUAAAGAAUAUGAGAAAAUGGAAGAAUGAUAUGAGUUGGAAAUAUGGUAAGAUGUAACAAUACAUGGUGAGAGCUGCUCAAUUCAUUUUCCUCUUUUUCCACAAAGAAAUACUCAAACUGAGAAGGAAAAGACAUUAAAUAGGGAUUGAUAUAGAGCAGAAGGAAAAAAUACUCUAAAGAGCUCUUACAUGUAAGAAAUGUAAUAGGUAUUUGCUGAGGGCUCUGUAUGUAUACAUUAUUUAUUUCUCAUUAUAGCCCAUGUUUUAGGCAGAUGAAGUGAAGGCUAAAGGUCAUGUCUAGAAGGUAGAACUCAUAACCCUACGUAAAAUCACUGUGCUAUCUUCCCAUGAAAAACUUCUAGUUGAAAAACUAGCAUUAAAAUAGGAAAAUAACAAAAGAGUAAGUGCCAAGGGUCAACACAUGUAUGUCAAUCUCAUAAAAUGUUCAUUGAAGUAAUUGAUAUGGCACUUCCAAAAUUGAUAAGAGAUUCAGGGAAAUUGAGAUUCUAUUGCUGGUGUCAUGUGAGUAGACAAUAUCUUAGCAAUCACUACCGGAAGCCUUAAGCAUUGCCUUUGGACUUUGAAAUUCUAUCUGAAAAUAUACUUCAGAAACCAUCAUGAAUGUACAAAAUCUUAAAAGCUGUUAAAAUUUGUUGAUUAAUAUUGAAAUAAAGCAAUCAUGAUAGAUUGUUAAAUA
This is a messenger RNA of Ictidomys tridecemlineatus (thirteen-lined ground squirrel), 4186 nucleotides long. NCBI's taxonomy places the organism in Eukaryota, Metazoa, Chordata, Mammalia, Rodentia, Sciuridae. The record is from RefSeq and is a predicted model, not a curated record.